GAAACUGCGGAGCUGUUCCAGCGGAGCAUGUGUUUCUCGCUCUGAGGGUUAGAAUCGGUUUCGGCUAUUGAAAUUCUCGUUACGAUCGGCAAAUAUGUCCCUCUCACUCGCCCUGGCACGUAGGUGCGGCUCUGUUCUAUCGACGGGAAGGCACUGCAUCCGAGCGAUCCACAAAAGAUGCGCCGCGACGCCGACCGCCGCUGUGUCCGCUACUGCGAAGUCUUACAGUACCGAAGUUCUGGCGCAACCCGCCUCGAGUGCGGAGGAGAGACACUAUCCGGAGAAGAUCACCCGGAUAGUGGACGACAUCGCCAAGCUGACGCUCAUGGAAGUGGCGGACUUGAACGAACUCCUGAAGAAAACACUUAACAUUCAAGAAACACCAAUGAUGGCCGGAGCUUGGGCAGCACCAGCAGCCGCCGCACCCCAGGAGGAGGACGAAGGCGAGAAAGUGGCCAAGGUUCAGACGUCGUUCACGGUGAAGUUGCUCAAGUUCGACGACGCCAAGAAGAUCCAGCUCAUCAAGGAGAUCAAGAACCUCAUGGAGGGCAUUAACCUUGUGCAGGCCAAGAAGUUUGUGGAGAGUGCGCCCCAGGUCGUGAAAGCGGACUUGCCAAAAGACGAGGCCGAGAAGCUAAAAUCGAGCAUCGAGAUGGCCGGCGGAACGUGCGAGAUCGUCUGAGAAGACGAGAACGACCAAUCCGCAUCCGAUGGUGUGGCGUAGGAAUUGUACAGUUUUCUUAAUUUUCUUCCAAAGGAAGAUGUGCCGCAAACCUUGAUCAUUGUCCAGAAACACAAGAACCAUCGCUAAUGCUGGACGUAUUUUGUUUCGUUAUUUUCACGCAUAUUUGUAUUGUGCCCCAAACUCUGCAGGUGCCUGUAUAGCAUAGAAAUAAA
Rhipicephalus sanguineus (brown dog tick) is the source of this 897-nucleotide messenger RNA. It is a transcript of the gene mRpL12, whose product is annotated as 39S ribosomal protein L12, mitochondrial. Gene Ontology annotation, biological process: translation; mitochondrial transcription. Gene Ontology annotation, molecular function: structural constituent of ribosome. Bases 95 to 682 code for a protein of 195 amino acids. The transcript has 5 exons. Gene Ontology annotation, cellular component: mitochondrial large ribosomal subunit; ribosome. Lineage: Eukaryota; Metazoa; Arthropoda; Arachnida; Ixodida; Ixodidae. The record is from RefSeq and is a predicted model, not a curated record.